AUGCCUGAGCCUGGCGUCAAGGGUGAGGCGCCUCUACCCACUCGUCCAAGUCAUUGGCCUGCUAGCAGACCGCCGCAGCCGAACGAGUACCUUGGCGAGCAUGAACGAGGCCAAGAUGAGAAAGUGCUAUUGCUCGCUUCGAAUGCCCAGCCAAAGGGUCACGCGAUCCAGCACACCUUUGUUCCUAGCACGUACAAACAGUACAGCAAAGAUCAAGUGUCUAUAGACCCCGAAAAAUCACUUCGACUGGCUCAUAUAAGGCGAAUGUAUGACAUUUGUCACAUGCUCAUCCAAAGAGGCGAUCUUGCUCGAGCUAGCAGGGUCUGGACGGUCUUAGUCGGCUGUGACGAGGUCGAUCUGCGUGCAAUGUGGCAGAUCAGCUUGCUCCUUGUCUCUCACAACAGCGCCUCACUCAACGUCGCACAGGGCGAGCAGCAAGUUCGUCUUCUCAAAGAGCUGUUUGCUCAAUCAAAGAAGCCGGAGGAACGAAUCUCGUUCCUAUGCGAAAGGAUACAAGUGCUCAUCAUGCCCGGCAUCGAGCGCUUCGAUGAUGCGCUUGCCGAACUAGAACUGUAUCUGCCCUCUGAGCCUUUCAUCGACUCGGGUCUGCUCCAUCUCUACGCGGGAUAUAUCAGCCUCUACCUGGCCCAACAAGCAGCGGACCGUGUCGAUGAUUCCGACGACAUGGACGAAGAUAGCGAAGCCGCACCAUCCCUGAUGGAGCACUUGCUCCAAGCUGGUCAGUAUGCACUCAUCAACACAGCUACGCGAAGCUUUCUCCGCGCUUCGACGCUCGAAGAGCCUUAUGCACCCAUAGCGAAAGACUGGCUUACUCUCAUCGGCCACACGCCUCCUUAG
Molecule: messenger RNA, 858 nt
Organism: Mixia osmundae IAM 14324
Lineage: Eukaryota; Fungi; Basidiomycota; Mixiomycetes; Mixiales; Mixiaceae
Exons: 3
Coding region: 1-858 (285 amino acids)
Biological process (GO): nucleolar large rRNA transcription by RNA polymerase I; transcription initiation at RNA polymerase I promoter
Cellular component (GO): RNA polymerase I core factor complex
Molecular function (GO): RNA polymerase I core promoter sequence-specific DNA binding; RNA polymerase I general transcription initiation factor activity; TBP-class protein binding
Source: RefSeq, a predicted model, not a curated record